AGGAACUUUGGAAAACUUGGAAGGAGGGCCGCGCCAAGCUCUCGGUGUGCAGCAAGCUCUGCUACGCCGUCGGCGGGGCUCCCUACCAGACCACGGGCUGCGUGCUCGGCUUCUUCCUCCAGAUCUACCUGCUCGACGUGGCGCAGCUGGACCCUUUCUCUGCCUCCAUCAUCCUGUUUGUGGGGCGAGCAUGGGACGCUGUCACAGACCCCAUGGUGGGCUUCUUCAUCAGCAAAACCUCCUGGAGCCGCUUUGGCCGCCUCAUGCCAUGGAUCAUCUUCUCCACGCCGUUUGCCGUCAUCUCCUACUUCCUCAUAUGGUUCGUGCCGGACAUCUCCAGCGGCCAAGUGCUCUGGUACCUCAUCUUCUACUGCCUCUUCCAGACCCUGGUGACGUGCUUCCACGUGCCCUACUCGGCGCUGACCAUGUUCAUCAGCAGCGAGCAGAGCGAGCGGGACUCGGCCACCGCCUACCGAAUGACGGUGGAAGUGCUGGGCACCGUGCUGGGCACCGCCAUCCAGGGCCAGAUUGUGGGCAAGGCGGAUACCCCGUGCAUCCAGAGCGCCGUCUUCCUUGGCGAGACCAACUCCUCGGUGGCCAUGGAGGAGGUGAACAUGACGCACGAGCCCGGCUCGCUCACGGACACGAAAAACGCCUACAUGAUCGCAGCGGGGGUCAUCGGCGGCCUCUACGUGCUCUGCGCCGUGAUCCUCUCGGUGGGCGUGCGGGAGAAGAGAGAGGCCUCGGAGCUGCAGUCGGAUGAGCCCGUGUCCUUCUUCCGGGGGCUGAAGCUGGUGAUGAACCACGGCGCCUACAUCAAGCUCAUCACCGGCUUCCUCUUCACCUCGCUGGCCUUCAUGCUGCUGGAGGGCAACUUUGCCCUGUUCUGCACCUACACGCUGGGGUUCCGCAACGAGUUCCAGAACAUCCUCCUGGCCAUCAUGCUCUCGGCCACCCUGACCAUUCCCCUCUGGCAGUGGUUUCUCACCCACUUCGGGAAGAAGACUGCGGUCUACGUGGGCAUCUCGUCUGCCAUCCCCUUCCUCAUCAUGGUGGUGGUCCAGGACAGUAACCUCGUCGUCACCUACAUCGUGGCCAUUGCGGCUGGCAUCAGCGUCGCAGCUGCCUUCCUCCUGCCCUGGUCCAUGCUCCCGGACGUCAUCGAUGACUUCAAGCUGCAGCACCCGGACUCCCGUGGCCAUGAAGCCAUCUUCUUCUCCUUCUACGUCUUCUUCACCAAGUUCGCCUCUGGGGUCUCCCUGGGCAUCUCCACGCUCAGUUUAGACUUUGCAGGGUACCAGACCCGGGGCUGCUCCCAGCCCAGCGAGGUGAAUUUCACUCUGAAGAUGCUGGUGUCGGCGGUGCCCGUGGGGCUCAUCCUGCUGGGCCUGCUCCUGUUCAAGCUCUACCCCAUCGACGAGGAGAAGCGGAAGAAAAACAAGAAGGCCCUGCAGGACCUAAGGGAGGAGAGCAACAGCAGCUCCGAGUCGGACAACACAGAACUCACCAGGAUCGUGUGACCCGCCGCGGGUCCCCCCCUCGACACCUGGGGCUCUUCCACGGAGCCAGCCGGGGCCGGAGCAGCCUCGAGCAGCCGCCGUCGCCUCCACCGCGAGCUCUGCGCCGGUCUCGUGCCUUCCCCGGGACCCGCAGGGCGCUGGUAGUGUACAUUACACAAAUUGACCCUGCGCGGGCCGCUGGCGUGCCUCAGGGGGGAGAAAACCCUCCUCUGUGCCAGACCCCGGGGAGCAGAGCAGGUCCCGCGUCGGAUCCUCCUGCUCCUAACGCUGGUGCCCGUGGCCGUCGUGCGCCCCGUUGGCACCGCGCUGCCUCGCGGCUCGCCUGCGGGACAGGGGAUAAAGGUUAGUGUACAUUACACUGUGACUGCAAAGGCGCCAAGGACACGAGCUCACCUCUGCUGUCUGCACGGGAGACACUUAAUUUAGCGAGCUGGUCUGUUGUUUUUUUUAUAGCGCCUCGAUUAACUUAAUGUAAAUACGAAGCUGUUUCUUAUUUGUAUAUGUCUGUACAGAAACCAAACGUGAGGACCUGUUAAUAUUAAUGUACAUAAAGUCAGCA
Nothoprocta perdicaria is the source of this 2079-nucleotide messenger RNA. It is a transcript of the gene MFSD2A, whose product is annotated as major facilitator superfamily domain containing 2A. Gene Ontology annotation, biological process: carbohydrate transport. The transcript is spliced from 14 exons. Gene Ontology annotation, molecular function: lysophospholipid:sodium symporter activity. Gene Ontology annotation, cellular component: membrane. The record is from RefSeq and is a predicted model, not a curated record. The coding region runs from base 213 to 1520 and encodes 435 amino acids. Lineage: Eukaryota; Metazoa; Chordata; Aves; Tinamiformes; Tinamidae.